Vitis riparia (riverbank grape) is the source of this 1820-nucleotide messenger RNA. RefSeq lists its product as uncharacterized. The transcript has 5 exons. Gene Ontology annotation, molecular function: nucleic acid binding; RNA-DNA hybrid ribonuclease activity. Bases 150 to 1445 code for a protein of 431 amino acids. The record is from RefSeq and is a predicted model, not a curated record. NCBI's taxonomy places the organism in Eukaryota, Viridiplantae, Streptophyta, Magnoliopsida, Vitales, Vitaceae.
CGCCCGUUUGCCUCCCAGUCACCCCGGCUAGUUUCCUUGCCCUUUCCCACUCUAAUUCUUUCCACUUUCUCGGGAAAGUUAUAUAAUACGGGAAGGGAAAGUUAUGUAAUAACGGGAAGGAAAAAAACUACUGAAAUUGAGUCGAAGCGAUGGGGCUGACUUUUUUUUUCCCGGUUUUAGCCAAGGUCUUCAAUGUUUUUGCCUGGCCUUCAUUUGCUCUGAUCUACCCCUUAUACGCUUCAAUUCAGGCUAUUGAAAGUGAUUCCUACUUCAAGAAUGAGCAAUGUCUCACUUACUGGAUUUUGUUUUCUCUGGCCAGAAUGUUGGAGUUGGUGUUUGCAAAGCUUCUCCAAUGUAUUCCAUUCUGGCCACAUGCAAAAGGAGUGGCUACCUUCCUGUUGGUGAUACAUUACUUUCAGGGUGCUUCUUAUGUCUACAAGCACUUUGUAUCGCCAUCUAUGUCCGGAAACUUACAAAUAUGUUGCAUCUUUUCGAUCCUGAGGAAAAAGGAUGACAUAUGGAGUGAGCCUGACAACUUUCUUGAUGCAGCAGAAAGAUAUAUUGAAGAGAAUGGACCUGAAGAAUUGGAGAAACUCCUCAUUUGCCAGGAAAAUCAUGAACCAUAUUAUCACACUACAGAAAGGAAUCUUACCUUGUCAACCAGUCCAAUGAAAGCUCAAAGGGAGUGGAGCUGUGCCCUUUGUCUGAUAACAACAAGCAGUGAGAAACAUUUAAAAAACCACCUCCAGGGGAAGGAGCACAAGGCCAAAGAAGAAGAAGAAGAAAGAGCGAAUGAACUGGUGAGAAAGACCAAAGUUAAGUCUUCUUUAACACUGGACAGUAAUGAUCCGAUGGUUUUGCUCAACAACUUCAAUGGCAUUGCAUUGCUCAACCUUGAAAGAUUGCACAACUUGCUAACUCCUGUUGCCAGAUCGAUUAGAUGGUAUAGCUGGGAAAAACCAGAGUUUGGAUGGACCAAAUUAAAUACUGAUGGAUCUAUAGAUCGAGAAAAUGCUGGUUUUGGUGGUUUGCUUCGCAAUUACAAUGGUGACCCAAUCUGUGCUUAUGUCUCUAAAGCUCACCAGAAUGAUAUUUUCUUAGUUGAACUAUGGGCUAUAUGGAGAGGCCUUGUUCUUGCCUCUGGUCUGGGGAUCAAAGCAAUCUGGGUUGAGUCUGAUUCAAUGAGUGUUGUGAAAACCAUCAACAAAAAGCAGCCAUAUAGCUCAAGAGCUGGUAGCUGUUUGAAUCACAUCUGGGUACUUCUAGAGAAGUUUGAGAAAUACCGAGUUUCACACACAUGGCGUGAAACCAACAAAGCAGCUGACUUUCUUUCAAGGAUGGAUCUUUCUGGAAGUGAUGUAGUUCUAGGGACAGCUGACUUUCCCAAUGCCCUUAACAGUAUUAUCAAGGAUGAUGCUGAAGGAAGGAUGUAUCGUAGAGGGUAACCUCUGACCCUGCUUAGCCUGAGAUUUAUCAUUUUCAAAAUUAAAAAUUAAAAAUUUGGAAGAAAAGAGAGAGAUAUGUAUUGUUUAGAUGAAGCAGAAUGCAGAAAACUUGAAUUGAAGCAACCAGGACUGCGAUCCAUAGAAAGAAGUAAAGGAGAUGGGGAAAAAUGGUAUCUGGUACAAUUACACGGUUUUUUGGAUCAGGGGUUCAUGGAAGGAAUAGAUCUAAUUCUACUGGUUGCUUUGCAUAUCAACAACACUGCAGUAACCUUUUUUUUUAGUGAGAUUAUGGAGUGUUUUUCUGUACUUGGAUAUCCAUGCUCCACAAACCAGUGGUUGAUUAAGUUAUUCUUCCAUUCCUUAGUUGUCGAGUUA